Messenger RNA from Aphidius gifuensis, 3416 nucleotides. Its product is annotated as ubiquitin carboxyl-terminal hydrolase 32-like. The transcript has 5 exons. The coding region runs from base 152 to 2941 and encodes 929 amino acids. The record is from RefSeq and is a predicted model, not a curated record. Gene Ontology annotation, biological process: protein deubiquitination. NCBI's taxonomy places the organism in Eukaryota, Metazoa, Arthropoda, Insecta, Hymenoptera, Braconidae. Gene Ontology annotation, molecular function: cysteine-type deubiquitinase activity.
UUGAUUCUUUCUGAUUCUUUCCGUGCAAGCGACCGGCCAGUCCGCCAUACCGUGUUCCGCAAUGGCGGUCAGCACACGGCGAAAGUGGGAUUGCCACGAGAUCACUUUUUGAUCAUUAUAAAAGAAUAAAAUUAAAUAAAUUAUCAUCCGAAUGGAUAGUCAAAUUAGUGAUACAAAUUCUGGCAGUGUAUCAAUGAUUCAUGGUGUUGAACAUGGUCCAUUUUUACCAUCAGGUUCAACGUUAAAUAAUAUAUUUAAUGAUACAUGUGAUAUACAAGAUGAUACUGUCAUUGAAGUAUCAACACCAGCCGGUGUUUGUGGUCUUCGUAAUCUUGGUAAUACAUGUUUUAUGGCUGCUGGAUUACAAUGUUUGACAGCAUCACCAACAGUACUUGGUCAUUUUUUGGAUUUAGAAGAUAAAAAUAAUGAUGAUGAUAAAUUAUUAACACCAUCUGGUACAUUAAUGUCACAUUUUAGUAAAUUAUUAACUAAAAUGUGGUCCGGUAAAUAUAGUGUUGUUAGACCAAUUGAAUUUAAACAAACACUUGGUGCAUAUCAUUCACAAUUUAAAGAUUAUAGACAGCAUGAUUGUCAAGAAUUUCUUGCAUUAUUACUUGAUACACUUCAUGAACAAAUGAAUGCUGCUAAAACAUUAAAUUUAAAUCAUUUAUCAGUAAUAUCAACUACAGCAAUAACGGCUACAACUACAACUACUACAACUACAACUGCCAAUUCAACAAAUAAUUUAGAUAAUAAUUCAACAAAAAUUGUCGAUAAUGAUUUAUUAACUGCCACAAUUAAUGAUGAUGAUAAUUUGUUUAACAAUUCACCAUUAUCAGAUUGUCCAAAUAGUCCAAAUGUAACAAUGGCUGGAUCACCAAGGGGUCUUGAUUCAUCAAUUGAUGAUCUUGAUAGUGUUGCUAAUUCAUUAUCUGGUUCACCAAUUAAUGAUGAUGAUUUAAUUGAUAAUAAAACAGAUUUUAUUUAUAAUAAUAAAAUUGAAAAUAAUAAUACAAAUCAAUUAAAUGGUACUAAUGAAAAAAAUAAUUGCAAUGAUUUAAAUGAUAUUAUCAAAAAUGCUAAAACAAGUAAUACAAAUUUACUUGGUAAAAAUAAAAAUUUUAAUGAUACACCAACAAUUAAAAGUGAAAAAUACACAAAUAAAAAAAUUAAUAAUACAACAAAUUUAAUUGAAAAUCAUGAUUUUAAUUCAAAAUUAUUAAUAACAAAACGUAUUAAUGAUGUUGUUAAUAAUGAUAAGACUGAUUGUUUAACAAAUGAUGAAUGUUUUGUUAAACGUAUGAAAUAUGAUGAUAAUGAUAAUAAUAGUUUAAAUACAAUAUUAAAUUAUAAUAAUAAUGGUGCAGUUGCAACUGAUGAUGAAGUUGAUGCUGAUAAAUUUUGGAUAAAACAUUUAAAAUCAAAUCAAAGUAUUAUUGUUGAUACAUUUCAAGGACAAUUUAAAAGCACUGUUGUUUGCGCUGAAUGUAAGCAUGUUUCUGUAACAUACGAGCCAUUUAUGUAUUUGUCAGUACCAUUACCACAUGCUAUGGAACGUCAAUUAACUGUAACAUAUGUACCAGCAUCAAAUGAACCAGCAACAAGAUGUGUUUUAUCAUUAAACAAACAAUCACGUGUUGUUAAAAUGAAAGAAGAACUUAUUAAAUUACUUGGUAUUGAGGAUCUAUCAACAAACAAUAUUGCAUUUGCUGAAGUUUUAGAAGAUCAUAUCGCUAGAAUAUUGGAUGACAAUAUGCUAUUGAGACAUGUUGAUGAUACAAAUAGAACAAUAUAUGCAUUUGAAUUAACUGAACCACCAGCUGAAUCAACUACAACAACACCUGAUGCAACUAGUAAUGAUCGUUUAACAGAUACUGAUUUAACACAAAAUAAUACAAAUGAUUAUGUUGAAAUUGGACCAUGUAUUAUAUGCCUUGAAGAAUUGGAUGGUGACUUAAGUAGACAUGAUGAAAAUAAUUGUAAAUUUGUUGUUUGUGAUAAUUGUGUUGAGGGAUAUUUUACAGUACCACGAGAUUGUCCAUGUUGUCCACGUAAAGUUGAUAGUACGUCAUUUACAAAAAUUGAUCAAACUGGAAGACCAAGACCAGCAAUUAGAAUAUUAAAUGUACCACUUGUAUUGCGUCAUGAUACGACUGAUGAAGCACCAAAUAAUUGUAAAGGAACUAAAUUAUUUGGUAAUCCACAUCUUGUUAAAUUACCAUCACGUAUUGAUGCCAAAGAUUUACAUGAUGUUAUUAAAAAAAUUGUACCACAAGAUAAUGAAUAUACCAUUCAUUUUGUUGAUGGACAAGGACAUCAUUGUUCUCGAUGCAUGUGGAAUUCACGUUGUACUGGAUGUAAAGUGCCUGAUACUGGUUUAAUAAAUAUAUCAUCAAAUGAUACACUUGCUGUUAGAUAUACAGAUAAUGUACCAAAACAAAUACCACCAAUUGAUCAUAUUAGUAUCAAAAAACAACGUCCACCACAUCCACUUUCACUUUAUGAUUGUCUUCAGGCAUUUAGUCAAAGUGAAACUCUUGAUGAACAUAAUCCAUGGUAUUGUCCAAAAUGUGAAAAAAAUCAAUGUGCAACUAAAACACUAACUGUUCAUCGUUAUCCACAAUACCUCAUAGUCUAUCUAAAAAGAUUUGUAUUUCAUGAAUGUGUCAGUAUGAAACUUGACAACAAAGUGACGUUUCCAUUAGCUGGACUUAAUGUGGGACGUCAUCUUUAUGAUCUCUAUGCUUGUGUAUGUCAUUUUGGAGGUGUUGCAGCUGGACAUUAUACAGCAUAUGCUAAAAAUCCACGUACAGAUAUUUGGCAUUAUUACAAUGAUGAAAUAACAAGUAGACAAAAACCACAAGAUGAAGAUUUUAGUAAUGCAUAUAUCCUAUUCUACAGUCGACAAGGGACCAAUAAUUCAAAACCCAACAAUAUUUGAAUAAUUAAAAAUUUAACACAUAUUAUUAUUGGUCCAGGAAAAAUUGUCACUAGUAAAAAUUAUUAACUCUGCUUUUAAUAAUUUUCAACUUAUACCGUAAACCGUACUGUUGAUUAUCUCAACAACAAAAACUACAAAAAAAUACUCCGUUAUUAAACAUAAUGACAGAUCAAAAACAAAUUAGUUUAUAAAUUAAUUACAUUUUUAUUUUUUAAGAUUAAAAAUGAAACUAGACAAUUGUUCCUUUAUAUUUUUUUCUUCUUCAAUUAAAUUUUGAAGAGAUUAACAGAAAAUAAACAAUUAUUAAAAUUUUUUUUUAUAUAUUAUAUAAAAAAAUAUCAUUGCAAAAAAAUUAAAUUAAAAUGUUAAAUUAUUUAUUGUGUUUUGUUCUUUCUUUUUUUUUUUCUUUUCUUAUAAGGGGAAAGGGGUGUACAGUGUAUGAAAAAAAAACAAAAAAAAAAAAUUAAAAUUGAUU